AUGUUUGUCUAUUUCCCUGGAAAAGAUAACGCGAUUGCCGACUGCUUCUCUUGGCUUCUGCAAAUGGAGAAGCCGUCUGAAGGGAAGAGUCCAAAUAAGGGUAAAUUGAUUGCGUUUGAUAAAUUACAGGUUUCGGUUGAUCCCGAAGACGAAAUCUACAAGUUUGAAGAUAAUGUUCUCGUAAAAGAAAAUGAUUUGAUCAUGCCACCAACAGAAGCCGAGUUCAACAGUACCUUUCGAUGUCAGUUCUCCUGUUGUCGAGAUGGAGAUAUUCAUGAACACCUGACCAUUGACGACAUUGAAAUGGAAGAGUCCUUUUUGAAUCCUCCUCCUCUACAAACGAUGCCGAACCCAAUCACAAUGCCAAACAUUCAACAACAUCAAACUCAAGAUCAACUGCUAAUGCAACAAGCUCAACGCGAUGCACAGCACUACCAGAUCACGACAAUUGACGAGCGUCUCAUCAUCACCUAUCAAAUUGAUCCUGCACGUCAAGACGAUUGGAGAAUUUACUUGCCUUUGAGUUUGGUUGAUGAUGUGAUCACCUGGUAUCACCUUGUGCUUGGACACAGAGGAAAAACGUCAAUGUAUGCUACAAUUGCAAAGCGAUUCUAUUCUCCUGGAUUGAAGCAACAAAUUGAACGAUUCAAUUGUGAAAUUUGCCAACUCAAUAAAGCGGCGAAUGUUCAAUACGGACAGUUACCUGAAAGACACACGGAUUUGGUUCCAUGGUUCUCCGUUGCGGUCGAUUUGAUUGGCCCAUGGAAAAUUGACGUCAACGGUAGAGAACUUGAAUUCAAUGCGUUGACUUGUAUUGAUCCCGUGACAAAUCUCACUGAACUUGCUUUUAUCGAGAAUAAAACUGCAACACAUGUAGCAAGCGUGUUUGAAAUGCUGUGGUUGUCGCGGUAUCCGAGACCAUACAAGUGUAUUCACGAUCAAGGAGGCGAAUUCAUUGGCGAAGCCUUCCAAGCGAAACUCGCUACUUGGGGAAUCCAUGAUGGCGGAACCACUAGCAAGAAUGCGACCGCCAAUGCGAUCUGUGAAAGAAUGCAUUUGACAGUGGCAAACAUUUUGCGCACCAGAUACAAUAAUGCCGCUCCAAACUUUCAAGUUGCUGUUGAAGAAGUCAAGCGAGCUCUUGCUGCUUGUAACCAUGCAAUGAGAUGUGCUGUAUCGACAGCUUUGAUGAACAAUACUCCUGGUGAGACUGUGUUUCAUCGUGACAUGUUACUAAACAUUCCUGUGAUUGUCGAUCUACUUUCUAUGCAGCAAAAGAGACAGUAUAAGAUCAAUGAAAACUUGAGGAGACAGAACGCGAAACGAAAAGAGUUUGAUUACAGAAUUGGUGGAGAAGUUUUGAUCAAGAAUACUGAUGGAAGAAAGUUGGAGGUCCGUAUCCUAUUACAAAUGUUUACACUAAUGGUACAGUGGAAAUUCAGCGCACAAAUGCGAUCCGUGAGAGGAUCAACAUCAGACGGCUUGUGCCGUUCCGUCGAGUCUAAUGGACGAUAUACUUGCAUCGCCCAUUGCGUCAAGAACCACCUCUGA
Messenger RNA from Cylindrotheca closterium, 1551 nucleotides. Lineage: Eukaryota; Bacillariophyta; Bacillariophyceae; Bacillariales; Bacillariaceae. The record is from the annotation of a GenBank genome assembly.